UAUUUAAUCUCCCUUGCGAGUUAACGUGCAACACCUUUUGGCAGCAAAGUCUUAGCAAAGACCUUUCAAAAGUAUUAUUCGGCAUAUCUUAGCACUUGGAGUUAAAUUCAGGCGAUGCUUUCGUGCCGCAUGUGUUCUGGAGCGAAAGUUAGUUUUGGGGCUCGGGUUGGUUGCAAAGGUACUUACUGGAGCUAGUUCCGCCUUGCUCACUCCCCUGUGAUGGACAACAGCGACAAGUGUCAAAAGUAAGAAGGGUUCAAUCAAACAGAACAAAAACGCAAAAAUCACCAGCCUUUUGGAUAAAUACCACCUAGGCUGACCGAGUACGGGAAAAGGGACCACACUCACUGAACAAGCAUAUGAGAAAAAUUCCAUGAAAAUCAGACUACCUAAAGGAUCAUUUUGCUGCUGAGGUUUUCCCCAUUGGAACCAGAAGUCAAAGGAAAAACUUCAAGGUCGCUGUUUCUGGGGGAGCAUUUUAUUGAUAAUCAAUGACCUUCAGUCAAAGAGCUGCUGACUGCUGAGUUUGCACAGUGAUGGAAAAUCAUGAUGAUGAGGUUGACCUACAACAGAGCACAAAAGGAGGUGAGGAAGGCAGCUCUGGUGGAGGAACGCCUCCAGCUAAACGCAAAGGCAAGUUCUCCAAAAUGGGAAAUAUCUUCAAGCCCUGGAAAUGGAGGAAGAAGAAGCCAAGUGACAAGUUCACAGAAACAUCCAUAGUUUUGGAGAGGAAGAUUUCAGUUAGGAAAAGCCGCCAAGAGUUAAUAGCAAGAGGCGUUCUAAAGGACGACCCAGAGAACGAGAGUAACGAAGUGAACCACUCCAAAGCUCCACCAGUUAAAAAUGGUCACCCUGUGCCAAUGGAUGUGGACAGGGUCUCAGAAGCGGGGGUGCGAGUGUCUCGAGGGGAGUCGGACAUUAAGGUGAAUUCCAGGCUACCCCAACUAGAUGAACGUCGUAACAGAGUGCCGUCUGACGCUUCUCGAAGUAACCGGGCACCGCUGGAUGUGGACACUCAUGCACGGCUCGCUGUUGAUGUAGACAAACGAAGCCGUCUGCCAUCAGAUAUUGAUAAGAAAGGAGGAACUCUACCUCGAGGGUCUCAACAAGAUGAUAGAUACCGUAGAGAUGAGAGAAGAGACGGCAGAGAUGAAAAGAAGGACAGGGAAGAAAGAGAUAGGCGAGAGGAAAGAGAAAGGGAUGGUGGAGUUGACCGGAGAGAAGAUAGAGACUACAGAGAAAGGCGAGAAUGGAGGGAUGAAAGGACAGAUAGAGACAGAGAACGGCGGGACAGGGACGAGCGUGAGAGGCGGGACCGGGACGAGGACAAGAGGCGGGACCGGGACGAGGACAAGAGGCGGGACCGGGACGAGGACAAGAGGCGGGACCGGGACGAGGACAAGAGGCGGGAUCGCGACGAGGACAAACGGAGGGAUCGGGAGGACCUUGAAAGGAGGGAUCGGGAUGAGAGGGAGCGUCGAGUACGCGAAGAGAAGGACAGGAAAGACAGAGAUGAAAGAGAACGACGAGAGCGGGAUGAGAGGGACAAGAGGGAUAGGGACGACAGGGAAAGGAGAGACAGGGAUGAAAGAGAACGCCGCGAGCGGGAGGACAGAGAAAAUAGGAAGCGUGAUGAAAGAGAAAAAAGGGAUGACAGAGACAGGAGAGAAGAGAGGGAUCGGCGUCCCGAGAGAGACUGGCGAGAGAACAAAGAUGACAGGGACAGAGAAAACCACGAGAGGAAAGAUGCUCGAGUAGAGAGGGAGGACAAACGGGAUAACUGGGCCAAAAGAAAUGAGAGAGAGAGGCCAGGACCCCAGCGGUCUGUGGACAACUUUCAGCCUAUCAUCAGGCCUGCCUCUGAGAUUGACUUGAGGCCUCCUCUCCAGAAGAGCUCCUCAGAGGAAAGCAAGAAAGUUCGCCCUGCGUCAGAGUCUGACCGAAGGAGCACCCUGCCCAGAUACGCAGCCCCUGCAGAGUUCAGAGAACGAUCAGAGUCCGCUGGUGUCCGCUUCACCCCUGACACUCCUCCAACACAGGACUCACAGCAGUUGCCUCCCCCACCCAAACAAGCUUUGCUCCCCCCCAAGUUCCUCGCUAGUCCUAUCUAUGAGUCCACCAGGAGUCCGACCCCCUCCUCGUCUUCAUCCUCUUCGUCUUCCUCUUCCUCCUCCUCUGCUGCUGUACCUAUAGCCAAACCCCCAAGGACGGUGUCCCUAAUUGUAGAUGACGCUUCCCGACCUUCCCUCACUGCUGCUUCCUCAACUGACUCUGACACACCGCCCCCCAUUCCUCCCCAUGCCAAACAACCUCCUGUCCCCCCACCCAAACCCACCAACCGCAACAGCAACCCUGCACUGCUUGCAGAGCUUUCACAGGCCGGCUCUGGUGUAGGUGUUGUCCUGGCACCAACCAAACGCUCUCCGCCAACCCCACCAAAGAGGACAACCCCUGUCAUCAAGCACCUUUCUGUGGAUCCUUCUCCUCCCAGUCAGACCCCAGAGUCUCCCACCCGUGAGCCCUCCCCCGCCCCCAUUCUGGUGCCCCCUGCUGUCCUGAAAGGAAAUAACACAGAGGAGAAGACAAAUGGAGCAGUUCCUGAGACCUCCACUGAGCCUCUGCUUUUACCGCCCUCCCACAUACCUCCAUCUCCCCCCAGGGUUCAGUCGCUCCAGCCACCCAGCAUCCCCUCAACAGGUCCCAUCCCCACGACGCAAAUUAACCCCCCGAGCCCAACCACCGAGCCACCCAGCCAGCCUCCACUCCUCCCUCUACAUGUUCGCAUCUCUAGGGCUCUGGCCAGUCCCGGUCCACCUCAGCCAAACCCAGACAGUUCCCAGAGAGCCCACUCACUUCUGUUUGAGAUACCACCAGAGAUCCCCACAGAAGUGGGGGGUAACUCACGGCACUCUCUCCCCGUCACCAUCGAACCACUUAGGCUGCCAGAAGACGAUGACUUUGACAUUGAAGAGGAGAUGCGCAAACUUACCCCUAAGCCGUCCAACCAGCCGGAGCUGGAGCCGCGCAGCAGGAGAGGUUUGAUUGGAGACCCCAGAGUGUCCGUCAUCCCUGAGGGUGGAGGCCCUGGAGACAGCGAGGAGGAGUCGGACUCAGACGGCCCCAUCCUGUACAGAGAAGACGAAGAAAGUGAUGAAGACGAGGAAGGCCCUCCAAGUGGGCUGGCGAGUCGAGUGAAGAGGAAGGACACGCUGGCGCUGAAACUGGAGCGACAAGAGCGGGAGAAGGAGAAUCAGGAUAACAAUGAUGGCAUGAGCUGGAACAAUAAGGAGCAGUGGGAGGAACUGAGGAACAAGAUCGGGACCACACUGACACGGCGGCUGAGUCAGAGACCCACAGCAAAAGAGCUGGAGCAGAGGAACAUCCUUCCAGCCAAGAACGAAGUGGACCGACGGCUGGAGAGAAGCGAGAUCAAGCGGAGGCUCACCAGAAAGCUGUCUCAGAGACCCACAGUGGCCGAGCUUCAAGCCAGGAAGAUCCUGCGUUUCCAUGAGUACGUCGAAAGCACCCACGCUGAGGACUACGAUCGCAGAGCAGACAAGCCGUGGACGAAGCUAACACCUGCUGAUAAGGCUGCUAUCCGCAAGGAGCUCAACGAAUUCAAGAGUUCAGAGAUGGAGGUCCACGAAGAGAGCAGGAUCUAUACCCGGUUUCAUCGGCCUUAGUUCUCCGUGCCGACCAGUAUAGCACUUAAACUGGGGGGAACGAGGCGGUACAAACCCCCACCUCCCCCUUCUCACUGCGAACUGAAUAUGUGGUCCCCUUUGGUCCAUUUUAUGUAUGUAUAUCUUUUUUAAAAUCCAUGCCUGCUAACCUGCUGAAGACGGCGUCACUAAAUGGAACAAGGACUUAAGGAGCCACACAUCUGUUCACCCACAGUGAGGUCUAAGGCAGAUCUGACACUGUGGAAUUCAGGAAAGGAGGAGUUUGUCGGUGCAUCCAUGUUGGAGGCGCACGGUGCCAACACUAAAAAGGGCGAGCGCCACGUGCGAACAUCCCCAUUGUAUUGGGGACUCAGAGACUGACCUUGAAGGGGGUAAAUCUCUUCCUGAUGUCUUGCCUUCAUGAAUAUAUUCUCCCUUUCUUCCAGAACAGAAAGACUGUGCACACAAAGCAGUUCAUAUUAGCACUGUUGAUGGUACCACUAAACUGACUAGUUUAAAAACUGUUUAUUUGAGUGUACUCAAAGGUGCCACACAGCACCUGCCUUACUACUGAAAUCAUCAAACACCUAAAAUAAUGAAAGGCUCAGACAAAAUGUGAAAGACUUCUUUACAACUGAGUCGUCACUUUGUUUGAAUCAACAACAUACUGAUACUUACUGACAGUGACACAUAAUAUCCUAACGUGUGCAUUUUACUGUACUUUGCUGAUCAUGUAGUUGAUUCUCAUGGGACAUAUCCCUAGAUCAUUUUUUAAUAAGGCACCUUAUGUUCCUUAAUCAGGUAUAUAGAAAACUAUAAAGUUUUUGAACCUCUAAUUAAACUAUGUUUAUAACUGAAUUAUUCACAGCAUGAAAAUGUACAUAUUUUUAUUUUCCUGGCUGUUUUAUGGUACUUUGUAUAUGCCAUAGGUGGCUGCUAUUGUAUAGAUCAAUUGUGUAGAUUUGAUUUACUUUGUAUUGUAAACUACUGACAUGCAACACUGACAUGUUUUAAUUCUAAAGUAUUUCUCAGAUAUUAUCUCCUAGUAGUAAUGGUACUUUUUUUUUUUUUUUUUUUUUUUUAUACAGAGACUAUUAAACUGUUUUCCAACAACACUGAAUAACUG
Messenger RNA from Pelmatolapia mariae (spotted tilapia), 4788 nucleotides. RefSeq names its product phosphatase and actin regulator 4a (gene phactr4a). Lineage: Eukaryota; Metazoa; Chordata; Actinopteri; Cichliformes; Cichlidae. Bases 537 to 3683 code for a protein of 1048 amino acids. The transcript is spliced from 16 exons. The record is from RefSeq and is a predicted model, not a curated record. Gene Ontology annotation, biological process: actin cytoskeleton organization; neural crest cell migration. Gene Ontology annotation, molecular function: actin binding.